This is a messenger RNA of Cantharellus anzutake, 591 nucleotides long. RefSeq lists its product as uncharacterized. The annotation marks the transcript as partial. The transcript is spliced from 2 exons. Lineage: Eukaryota; Fungi; Basidiomycota; Agaricomycetes; Cantharellales; Hydnaceae. The record is from RefSeq and is a predicted model, not a curated record.
CAGGCAACAUGUGCCACCCAGAAGCUCCCUGCUAAUGCUGAUUAUCAGCUUCAUGCCUCACUCCUCCAUCAUGCCUACUCUGUUUGCCGUUACUUCAUUCCCAGCAACCUGCAAGUAAAUUCUGAUCAAACCCAAAUCAUUUACCAACAAGGUUCACAAUCAACUUAUGAAACAAAAGGAUCACAUUUUUCAACUCUUGGCCGAGAUGAGAAGCGCACGUUUACCCUCAACAUAGCUAUCUCAGCGAGUAGGGCUCUUCUACCUUUCCAGGCCAUCUUCAAAGGAAAGACAACAGCUAGUCUUCCUGCCAAAAACUCCCUUUCUCAUGACAAAGCAAAUCAGCUUGGUUUCCUCUUUGAACACUCAGGCACUGACAACUACUGGGCAAAUUUAAAGAUGAUGAAAUCGUUUGUCACAAAUCUCCUUGCCCCAUACUUUACUGCCACAAAGGAGCAUUUGGGGCUUGAUCCGCUUCAAGAAUGCAUGUGGCAACUUGAUGUCUGGUCCAUUCACACUUCACUCGAAUUCCGAACUUGGAUUUUUAAUAACUAUCCCUGGAUAAUCCUGGACUAUGUUCCUGGAGGGUGCACA